UUCGUUGCACCCCUCCCCACUCGGCCGGUGUCUCGACGCCAGAAGCCCAUCUCGAAUCGCCCAGUCCUAGCCUGAUUUCACCGCGAAAAUGCGUGCGCAAAGUCCGUCAUACAGCUUGUUAAUCGCGCUCGCCGCGCUUACCAGCGUAUGCUCGGCGGACCAGGCCACAAAAACGAGCACAACAUCCACGUCUGUCGUGACCCCGUGCGUCGCAACCUCCACCAACGGCGCCUUCUUCGAUCUGCGACCCGACACAGCAGUAGCUGUCGCCGAAGGGGAGAAGACGCCAAAGAACGUGCCGACCGAAGACUACAUCGCCCGGGGCUGGGACUACGGGUCAAAUUUCACCCUCAACAUCUGCAACCCUGUGGUAAAGAAGGUCAAGGAUGUCGUGGGGGUCGACAAAGCGCUGUGGGGGAAUGUGAGCGCGUAUUACGAGUCCAAGGGGAAGGUCUAUUCUCUAGGCCAACAAUCAGGAGAGCUCGUCCCGCGGGGCCGCAAGCUCGUUCUCCAGUACACCGGGGGUUCGCCAUGCGAGUCCUCCGACAAGACAAAGGACAAGCGCGUUGCAAGCGUGCACGAUGGUGCGAGAUACAGGUUCGCUGAGUACGACGACGAGGACGACCGGGAAUGGGUACCGAAACGAGAGGAGGACGACGACGACGAGGAGGAUGAUAAAAAGGACAAGGAGAAGGACAAGGAGAAAGACAAGGAGAAAGACAAAGACAAGGACAAGCCCCAAGACGCCAAGCGCCGCAAGUCGGCCACCAUAUCUUUCCUCUGCGACCACGACCCGGACACGCCGACGGCCUUCUCCUUCGUCGGCGUGGACCCGGACGAGUGCGCCUACUUCUUCGAGGUGCGCUCGCAGCACGCCUGCGCGGGCGCCGAGCCCCACAAGCCGGGCAGCGUCGGGCCGGGCAGCGUCUUCGCCAUCAUCUUCUUCAUCACCGUGCUGGUGUACGUGGCCGGCGGCGUCUUCUACCAGCGCACCGUCGCGCACGCCCGCGGCUGGCGCCAGCUGCCCAACUACAGCCUGUGGGCGGGCAUCUGGGGCUUCGUCAAGGAUCUGUUUAUUAUCCUCACGUCGUCCUGCGCCCGCAUGAUUCCCCGCCGGAGAGGUUACCACACGCUCUCGGGCUCCCCUCGGGGGAGGCGCAGGAGCCGGGAUGAUGAAAACAGGCUGAUCGACCAGCUGGAUGAGGAAUGGGACGACGAUGGGUUGUGAAAGAGCGCUGGUUCUUGGAGAUGAAUGCUGUAUUUCCGUUUCUUAUUCUGUGUUAGCAUUGAAUGCUUCGGCUUCUCGGAAUUUCUUUU
Messenger RNA from Thermothielavioides terrestris NRRL 8126, 1317 nucleotides. RefSeq lists its product as uncharacterized. Gene Ontology annotation, biological process: vacuolar transport. NCBI's taxonomy places the organism in Eukaryota, Fungi, Ascomycota, Sordariomycetes, Sordariales, Chaetomiaceae. The transcript has 3 exons. Bases 89 to 1228 code for a protein of 379 amino acids. The record is from RefSeq and is a predicted model, not a curated record.